AUGAAGAAACUAUAUUCUAAGGGGAUUAGACUCUCAGAAUUGAUGGAGAAAUGGAGAAAAAGAAAGAAAGGGCAUUUCGCAGUGUACACGAAAGACGGGAAGAGAUACGUUUUGCCAUUGGAUUAUCUCUACCAUCCGAUCUUACAAGUGUUAUUGGAGAUGGCUGAGGAUGAGUUUGGGACUACCAUUGAUGGUCCUUUAAAGGUUCCUUGCGAUAGAAGUUUAUUGGAUCACAUUAUCAUGCUUGUGAGGAAGAGUAUGUUCCAUGAUCAUGAUAUUGGUGAUUUGGAGAAGUCAAAGGUUUCUUCCUGCAAGGGAGCUUCAAUGUCCACUCUCUUUCGUGGACAAAACAAGCUUCAGUCUUUAGUAUCCUAA
Messenger RNA from Arabis nemorensis, 375 nucleotides. The record is from the annotation of a GenBank genome assembly. NCBI's taxonomy places the organism in Eukaryota, Viridiplantae, Streptophyta, Magnoliopsida, Brassicales, Brassicaceae.